GUCAAUGCUGGUCAAUGUGUUGCCGUCACGAUUUGACAGUUUGGGCCCAAUUUUUGACGUUUUGACACUCACGCCCGGGCCUGCUCAUCGAACGUCAUCGAUCAACUGGGGUCCUAAUCCAACCAAUCAACAAAGCAGCAUGAAAGUUGGUCAACCCAUUGUUCAAGUUCUACGAAGACAGAGCCUUAAGCCUACACAUUUGCCCCAGCAGCUGUUGAUCUCACUCCCAACAAAAGAAGGUGGUGUUUUGAAAGAAAUCAAACAGGUGGGAACUGGCAAGGAGCAGCUCAGUCCAGUCAGUCCACACAGGCUUUUUGACGAAUGGCAUGAAGCUUGAUUUUCUGAAGGUAGUGUAAAAAAGACAUUCAAGACCUUACUGGAGUAAAUACCAUUGAAGUGUGCAGUCUUGUCUUGUUAAUCCAGUUAUGCUUUCGGUGAAAAUGGAAGUCCACCUAAAAAUUCCUCUUAAAUGCCACAUUGCUGAUGUUUGAGGUUGGAAGAUAGAAAAUCUCACCAAAGCAUGGAGGAGCAUGAUGGAGGAAUUAUAAAUCAAACCUUAAAGUUAUUCAAAUCCUAUAAUGAAAAGGUGCUUGUUGCUGAAGUUUCACUGGUCGGUCGACACGGUGACACGGUAUUUGAUCAACUUGAGUUAAGCUUCAACCUUGGAGAAGAUUUAGAACACAACAUUCCCGACGGUGUUGAAUAGGCUCUGUUGAAAUUCAAGAAGCAAGAGAAGUUGACACCUACAUACGGUUUCGGCUCUGCCGGUAACGAGAAACAAGGUGUUUUACCCAACGUCAACUUCGAAUACGAGGUUGAAAUCAAGAGCUUUGAAAAGGCCAAAGAGAGCUGGAGCAUGGACGCCGAAGAAAAAGCUGGAACAGGCUAAACUCUGCAAAGAAAAAGGAGCCAAUCAUUUUAAAACUGCCAAAUACGCUCUGGCUAACAAACAGUAGGCCUACUCCAAGAUUGUCACCCUCCUCGAGUUGGAAAAAUCUCUUAAAGACGAGAAAGCUACUGAGCGGGAACAGCUCAUGCUGGCAGCAUACCUCAAUCAGGCCAUGUGCUGUUUAAAGUUAAAUGAUUUCUGUGCAACUCGUGAUCAUUGCCACAAGGCGCUCGAGAUGGACCCGAAAAAUGAAAAGGGUUUAUUCCGCAUGGGCCAGGCACUUUUGGGCAUCCACGAGCCGGAAGAAGCCAAGAAACAUUUGGCGAUUCUCCAAUUUGAUUCGAACAACAAGGCGGCCGCCAAUCAAGUGGUAAUCUGCAACGCCAAGAUUCGCGAGCAACGCGAAAAGGACAAGAAAUUGUACUCUAGCAUUUUCAACAAGAUGGCCGAAAACGAUCGACAGAAAGCCUUGCGGAACAAGGCGAUGGAAAGGCCGGAACCAACGCAGUGGGACAAUGAAGACUCGGAGAACACGACCGCCGUUGAAUUGAAAGAUCCUUUGGACUCAGUGCUAUGUACAGAGUCGGAAGACUUCGAAGGGUCGGAUGAAAACUAUUAAAUCUUGAUUAUCGUCAUUGUGAUUCUCGACCCAUUUUUUUUUUAAAUUUAAUUACCGAGAAUUGAUUGUGUUUUUCUUUCAUGCCUGUUCUCUCUGUUGUUAUAACAUAAUAACUUCUAAACCAAAACAGUACUAAGGACAUAUUCAAUUGAUUGUGUAAUUAUCGACUGCCAUCAAUCGUAAAACAUCUCAUCUUUAUCACAUAGAAAUGGUGGAUUUGACGGUUAAAUUUAAUAAAUAAAAAUGCCACGAGAAAUUUA
Messenger RNA from Daphnia pulicaria, 1768 nucleotides. Its product is annotated as peptidyl-prolyl cis-trans isomerase FKBP4-like. Gene Ontology annotation, molecular function: protein binding. Lineage: Eukaryota; Metazoa; Arthropoda; Branchiopoda; Diplostraca; Daphniidae. The record is from RefSeq and is a predicted model, not a curated record. The coding region runs from base 1035 to 1508 and encodes 157 amino acids. The transcript is spliced from 8 exons.